Messenger RNA from Parnassius mnemosyne (clouded apollo), 7801 nucleotides. The record is from the annotation of a GenBank genome assembly. Lineage: Eukaryota; Metazoa; Arthropoda; Insecta; Lepidoptera; Papilionidae.
AGUUCAUAGAGUAAUAAUUAAAGAAAACUGCGGUUAUUCACGCGAAGUGUUUGCUUUUUGAUUUUUGUUUUAACAUAAGUCUAAAGUGAAAAAAAAUUAAACAGCGACAGUAUAAUUUUAAAGUUUUUCAAGUGUUUUAAAUUCUUAACAAUAUAGUGCUCCGGUUUAAAAGUUCAUGAUGGCAGGCAUUUGACAGCUUAUAGCAUCAGUAUAAAGGAGAAGGAUAUUUUACUUAACAAUAGAGCAUAGGAAAGCAGCAACAUGUUUCAAAAGCAGACAUUUGGUAGCAACACCUCUGGGUUUGGCACCUCAACAACGCCGUCUUUCGGCAGUUUCAAGCCAACGACUGGCACCAAUGCGUUUGGUGCGCCGCCCGCGUUCGGUGCCUCCGCUGCCCCGCAACCCGCUACUGGAGGAGGUCUCUUCGGUUCAUCCAACACUACUGGAGGGCUGUUCGGAAACACUACAGCGUCGACAGCGACCCCGGCCUUCGGAUCUACGUCUGGGGGCUUCGGCUUCGGCGCCACCACCUCAACUGGAGGCCUGUUUGGCAGUAACCAAUCAACUGGUCUAUUUGGCAACACGCAGAACACUUCAGCUUUUGGAGCUAAGCCUGCAGGUUUUGGCUUCGGCAACACAUCAACACCUGGAACGUCUGGGACUGGCCUGUUCGGUUCAACGCCUUCAACCAGCACUGGAUUGUUUGGCCAACAGAACACAAGCAUAGGUGGUGGGGGGCUAUUCACUAAUACUGGAGGUGCCUUUGGACAACAGCCUGCACCGACUGGUACGGGCCAUAUCAAGUACAAUCCCGUCGUUGGCACAGAUGUUGUGGUCAAGUCUGGUUCAUCGCAGAAUGUCAACAUCAAACACCAUUGCAUCACAUGUAUGAAGGAGUAUGAAGGCAAGUCCCUAGAAGAGCUCAGGCUGGAGGACUACACUGCUGGACGCAAGGGUUCCACUACAGGGGGCAUGUUCACCGGCUUCCAGCAGCCCACCGAGAACAAACCACUGUUCGGAGGCACCAGUUUCGCUCAACCCGCCACAACUAGUGCACCGUUGUUUGGUGGCGGCGGUCUCGGCACCUCGGGCUUCGGACAGACAAACACGUUCUCAUUUGGCGGCAACACUCAAAACCAAACAACGUCUACAGGCCUGUUUGGUAACAAGCCUGCCUUUGGAGCGACAAGCACUACUGGCACUGGUAUCUUUGGAGCGGCAACCACACAGACCCCAACCUUCGGCACUACCACGCCAAGCUUUGGUGGGUUUGGAACCAACACGCAGAACCAACAAAGCACUGGUCUAUUCGGUGCGAAGCCGGCUACCACUGGCUUCGGAAGCACUCCGGCCAGCAGCAGCUUCGGCGGCUUCGGAACCGGGCUGUUCAACGCUAAACCGCAGCAAACCACUGCACCCACCUUCGGGUCCACUGCACCAUCAGCUUUCGGCUCCCUGUCUAGCGGCUUCGGCACUAACACGUCCAGCUCCGGCUUCUUCGGCAACACCUCGAAGCCCAACACCAUGCCGAUGCUGGGCGGCCAGACACAGAACACAGGCUUCGGCGCAGGUAUAGGCACAGGACUGGGCACGUCGUUCCAGGCGAAGCCUGGCGCACCGGCCUUCGGCAGCCUGGGCUCCGGCUCCAUCUUCCAGCAGCCGCAGAACAACAACACCUUCCGAACUGGGCUGGAUAGCGGGCUUGGUAACAGUAUGUUCGGGACUACACCGUCGCUGGGCACUGGCUUGUCGUUGGGAGGAUUCAACUCGAACAACUCGACGGCUCCCUCGGCGAGCUGUGCGGGCGGGGCGGCGCUGCACGAGCAGCUGCUGGCGCUGGCGGCGCGGCCGUACGGCGACUCGCCGCUCUUCAAGGACCUGCUGCCCGACACCGCCACUCCAGCAGAGGAAGCCCUGAAGCCAACAAACCCAGCCGCUCUGAAAGCUGCCUUGGACAGCGCGUAUAAAGUGGCCUCACCAUCGUCCGGCAGACUGCGUGUCAUACCUAAGCCUUCCGUACCUCAUGACAAGAAGUCCCUAUUCGACGGUCUGGAAGAAUCUGACGCGAGUCUAGAAGACAAGCUGUCCCUGAAACCCAGCCGGAAGCGGCUGGUGCUUCGUCCCAACUCAAAGCCGAAUGACACACAGGACUCCAUGGAACACAACUCUAAUGUCAACAGGUCGUUGGAAGAGCAGACGUCACAAAGCGAAGCAAAGAGCGAGCGCCCUGAUGCAGGUCCGCCGGAACCGAACGCUGUACUCUCCACACACACCACAAAGUCCGCACACGACGUACACGACGGACCGCAUACGAAUCCCGAGCAAAGGAAUGGCGACAAUAAUAGCUCCGAUGUGAACUCCGACAAACACAACUGGUUAAGCGGCAGCAAAGUGUCGUGGGCCGACAAGGACAAGCCGGUGGACGGGGAAUCCACACCCCGACUGUAUCCUAAUUUGGAUAAAGAAAUAUCUCAGACAACGGAGAGACGCGCCAGUUGGUUGACCACGAAGCCUCUCCGCAAGCCGUUGGCCACAAAUCCGGACGCCGCCGAGAGUUCCGUGCGCGAGCUGGCCAUACGUCCGGAACGAGCUUCCGUGGACAAGGAGAAUGUCGACUCCGGUUCCGUGUCGGAAGAAGAGAACGUGAUAGAGAACGACGCGCCGCCUCACCCGGCCGGGAUCAAGCUGCGACGUCCCGGCUACUACACCAUACCCUCACUCGAGGAACUCGUUGAGUAUAUCCGGCCGGACGGUUCGUGCGUGGUGCCUCACUUCACGGUCGGUCGCAAGAAUUACGGGAACGUGUUUUACGACUGCGAGAUGGACGUCGCCAACCUCGACCUGGACUCAUUAGUGCACUUCCUGAACAAGGAGGUGAUAAUCUACCCGGAGGACGCGGACAAGCCGCCGGUGGGCCAAGGUUUGAACCGGCGCGCCGUCGUCACGCUGGACCGCGUGUGGCCCCGGGACAAGACGCAGAGGAGGCUCAUAGUGGAGCCCGACCGGCUGCUGAAGAUGGACUACGAGGGCAAGUUGCGGCGCGUGUGCGAGAAGCAUGACACCAAGUUCAUCGAGUACCGGCCGCAGACCGGCAGCUGGGUGUUCCGGGUGGAACACUUUAGCAAAUACGGCUUAACGGACUCCGACGAAGAGGACGACCCCACCCCGGAAGUGUUAAAGAGGCAGCUCGUCAAUCAGUCCCUGCAGAAGUCUGCAGCCCCAGCACCAAAGCAAGCGGUAACAGUGCAGUCAGCCGGGUUGGGUGGUUUGGGAGGAUUAGGCGGCUUGGGCAGCUUGGGAGGUCUCGGGGGUCUAGCGGUCCCGCCUGGCACCAGUGCAGCAGCCGAGGACCUGUUCUCCAUGCAGCGAACCUCCCUAGACUUGCUCAACGGCACCGAAAAAGGCUUUGACAUGGACACAACCGAGGACAGCACGGAACCGCCGACCUUGUAUCCGGACAAUCUGGCGUUCGGUGUAAAGAGUCCAACAAGCGAGCUGGCCCGUCUCGAGCAGCGACAGAGCCACAAUGUGCAGCUGAUGAAGGCAUCGCUGUACGCUGAUAUUGAAGACAUGGAAGAGGAGGGGUCCGUGUCGACGGGCGACCAGCUGGUGCCGGAGGGUUCCAGUGUCGCGGUCGAGUCGCUCUCGCGACAUGACGCGAUGUCGUACGACACACGCGACACUGUCGCAACCAAGCACGACACAGAAGAGGCCGUGAUGAAACCUCUCGUUGUUCGCCCUCACCGCAUCGUGCUCAAUUACCACAGGAAGGUGCCGCCCUUCAAGGAAACUAUAGCAGGUCGGCUGGGUGCGGCGUGCUUGGCGGACAUGAGCGUGUGGCGCGCGAGGCACAGCCGCCUGGGCUUCGGGCCCGCCCGCGCCAUGGUCUACGUCUCCACCUACGACUCGCUGGCCCACCUGCCGCGCUCGGCGGAGCUGAGUGAGCUGGGCAGCUACGUGCGCGGGCGCGGGGAGCACGACUGGAGCGAGCCCGUGGUCGCGCGCCUGGCCCUCGGCCGAGAGACCACCGCGUCACAGGAUACGUUGGCGCUGCAGCUGGAGAGCCUGCUGCAAUUCUCGCAGCUGGUGCAGGAGGAGCCGUGCCCGCGCCUGCAGUUGUCGCAGGAGCCCCAGCAGAGGCGAGCACUGCUGGAACAGCUGCUACAGCAUGCACAGUCGGACGUGACGGACACCUACAGUCUCCAAGUGUGGAAGCUGUGCGAUGCGCUCUGGGGCGCGGACUUGGACAACGACGGUAUUCCUGGACAGGACUUGCAGUCAAUCGUGCACAGAUACCGAAAGCUGCUGGGAUGGCUGCAGGACGCCGUGGCUGACGCAACCCAGCAUGACCUCAAGCUACCUGCAACUGCCGAAUCUAUUGACGAGUCCGAUGGCCACAGCGGCAGAGUGUGGACUCUGUUGGUCGGGGGACGCGUGUUGGAAGCCUGCAAAGUGGCCCGGGAGAACGGAGAUCUACACAUGGCCACACUGUUGGCCCAAGCAGCCGGUGAUCCUUCGUUCCGGUCGCUGGUUGCGAAGCAGCUGCACCUGUGGCAGGAGUGCGGGGCGCACGAGCUGGUGGCGAAGCCCCGGCUCGCUGCGCUGCAGCUCAUCGCCGGGCUCCGCCCCCGCGCCGAACUGGAACAGUUGGACUGGCUCAGAGCACUCCACGCCACCGCUAGAUAUCUGUGCCCGCAAGUGCCGAGCCUGGAACAGAUUGUCCGUACAUACGAGAGCUAUUUCCGGACCGAUCUGACCAACCCAGACGGUAACGGUCGCAACGGUGAGGACGGUGAACUAGACCUCACCACUGUGCCUGAAGACGAGAUGGGGAUGAGACUGCCCCUACCACCUUACUUCGAUCAGUAUGAUUACAACGUCACAGGGGAGAGCAAGCGACGACGUGUUCUCGAUCUUCGCUACGAGUUGCUGCGAGCUAGAGCCCUCAACUGCAGAGCUAAACUGCAGCCCGCAGCCCAUACUGCAAACCCCCUCGACUACAGUCUUACUUUCCUGGUGGGCGCCUGGCUGGGCCACCCGACUGCCGAGAGCAUCACGGGAGCGGCGGACCAGCUGGAGGCGCGCGGACACUGGCACUUGGCUGUGCAGGCGCUCGCUUACUUGCAGGAGCCCGUCAUGCGUGGGCACUUGAUCCGUGGCGUGCUAUCGCGCAACGCUCCGUGCCGCGAGGAGGGGCCAGCUGUGGAGCAGCUGCAGCUGGUGCGGCGGCUGCAGCUGCCCGCCGCCUGGCUGCUGCUGGCGCAGGCUCACCGCGCCAAGUACCAGCACCAACCAAUGUUGGAAGCGGAGUACUUGGUCGGCGCCCAGCAGUGGAACGCCGCGCACAAAGUUCUGGUAGAUGAACUGCUGGCCGAUGCGGUUUUGGCUGAUAACGUGCAGAGCCUACGACCGCUUCUAGAGAAAAUGAACGAAGCCGCAGAUAGACACGAGAUCAGCGGAUGGGAGUCUGGCGGGAAGGCUCUGUACCACUAUAUGUACGUCUGUGAUGAGGUCCGGGACUUGGUGGCAGCGGCCGAGGGCGAAACCCCCAGUGAUCACAACCAUAGCGGGUCGGGGCUGCAGACGCGCCAUGAAGCCCUGCGUCCGCGCCUAGCUGCGGCCUGCACUGCACUGGAAAAGUUGCCUCCACGCACGGGCCGGCAAGCAGCCGCCCGCAGUGAGAUGGGAGCGCGACUGGUGCAGCUGGCGCUGGCGGGCGGGCCGCCGCCGCGACACCUGGCGGCGCUGUUGCGAAGCCUGCAGCUGCCGCCCGACUGCACCGCACGAGCACACCACAAGGUGACCACCGACCUAGCGGAUCAGGCGUCUGAACUGUGCGUCGACUCUCUGCGCGCGCCGUUGCACUUGCAGCGAGUCUGAAUUUAAUUCAGCCAUGUAACAGACUAUUGAUAAAUUUGGUGCCACUUAAUGAAAAAGGAAAAACAAACUAACUAAUGUAAAAUUUGGCGCCAUUUCGUGAAAAAAAAAUAAAGUGACAAAUGCCGCACAACAUUCGGCCACCGUUGUUAAUAAUAUUUUCUUAAAAUCUGAAUAAUAAUUAUCGUAGCAAUAAUAUUUUCUAUUUUUUUUUGUAUUUUACAUAAUGGAAUUAUUAUAAAAAUUUCGAAAUUAUGGUAUUUAAAUUAACAGCUCGUCGAAGGGAAAUAAAAUUACAUAAUAUUCUAUUUAAAUUGUUUACUCUCAACGUCCAAACCAUUGUUUAUUUUAUAUAAUCAUUUUAUUUUGUAUUAAUUUUCCUGUGGCAGUUACAAUGUAAUAAAUUAAUGCCGAUUCAUAUGAGCUUUGAGAUUGGAAUUCUUAGAAAACCUCAAGUUUGAACUCUUAAGUUCAAUGUAAAAUAAUUUGUGACCAUAUUAAACUACUCAAAAUUUGAUGUUGUAAAUUUGAGUUGAUACUCGAGACUGUGUCACUAUAUAUAUAUAAUCACCACAUUGUCAACGAAUACGUUUAAAAAUUGAAUGAGUUCUUUUAUAGAAAGGUCCCAAGUAUUAUAUCUUGAAUUGAUUUCGAUUAAGCGUAAUUUAUUCAAUGUGCUUGUAUAAUUUGUAAUUACAGUGCCGACUACUCGUUUGAAUGGCUAAAAGGACAAGCAUCCAGGCUAAAAUCUUAAUAAAAAAAACACUGCUCGUUUGAGUCUGAAAUAUGGAGUGUAGAGUAGAAGGAGGACCAUCUCUGUAUAUGAAAAGUGUCCCUAAAAACGCGUCCAAUAAGGGUGGCGCUGCAGUAGCAUAGAAUAAAUUAAAAAAAAAGCGCCAAAAUUCAGAGAAAUAAACAAGGACCGACCAAUCCGAUUGGUUUUGUACUACGUAAAUAGUUGAGGUUUUGUAUACUGGCAUUUUACUAUUUACUCUAGUCAUUAAAUAUAUUAAAUUUUUUAAAUAUUUUAAUUCAGCUCACUUCACUCCGUCUAUAACAGCUAUAUUCAUAUCGUAGUUUUUCAGAUGCCAGCGCUAUUGUGGUAGGUUUUGGAACCUCUAUUUUCAGUAUAUAUUGGGACUUUCGCACCUUAUAAGAUGGUUCUCCUUCUACUCUACACUCCAUAGUCUGAAACUACGCGCAAAGUUUGUUUUAAAAUAUACAAUAGCGCUAGUAUACUGCUAGUAGGUUUUGUUAAAUAGAUAACUAGAUUUAUUUUCUUUGUGUUUGGAAAAUAAUAAACGAUUCCUGAAAAAAUCUCGGUUGCCCCAGUUGUGCCUAUUUGGUCAGGGUGAUUUUUAGAUGUGGUGUGCAAAUCUGUUAAUUAACGGUUGAAACUACACGAAAGCAGUAAAAACCAUUAUUGUCGGGUUUCUAUAAAUAAAAACCGCUUCGUUUUCUUUUACGAGCCGUUUUACAUCACAUAAAGUGCAAAAGAGUUUAUUAAAUCGCCGUACGUACAGUUUUUCCAUGCACCUAUUUAAGUAUGAAAACGGAUCGUCAUGAAGAACGAAACCUUUUUUUAAUAUAUACAUAUAAACAAUCUUUAUAAAAGUGCAAUUGUUUUACUUAUUCCAAAUUCGUAAUGAGGCUUUUGUAUAGUUUCAAGGCCAACGGACUAACGGACUGGGACCUCGCUAAAAUGUGCGUAAAUGCGCGUGUGUGCGUUGGUUGUGAUUGUGAAUGUGCUUGUUUAGCGAUGAGAGACGUUUUGCCACCGUUGUAAAUUCUCUUUUGUGAUGUAGUAAAUAAAUCUUUAAUUAUUUGUUAGCGAAGUUCCAGUCGCGAGUCGAGUAUCUGCUAAUAUUAUAUUGUUUGUAUUAACUUUAAGAAUACGUUUGAAUUGUAAUAAAGAUUUUUUUCU